CGCCGCCCGCACAAAAUGUCUGCCCGGACGCCAUUGCCGACCGUGAACGAGCGGGACACGGAGAAUCAUACAUCUGUUGAUGGAUACCCUGAACCACACAUCCAGCCUACCAAAUCAAGUAGCCGACAAAAUAUACCACGGUGUAGAAAUUCCAUUACAUCUGCUACAGAUGAACAGCCUCACAUUGGAAAUUAUCGUUUGCUAAAAACAAUAGGGAAGGGAAAUUUUGCCAAAGUGAAAUUGGCAAGACAUGUUCUUACUGGUAGAGAGGUUGCAGUGAAAAUAAUAGAUAAAACACAGCUGAAUCCCACCAGUCUACAAAAGUUAUUUCGAGAAGUACGAAUAAUGAAGAUAUUGAAUCAUCCCAAUAUAGUAAAAUUAUUUGAAGUUAUUGAAACAGAGAAGACACUGUAUUUAGUAAUGGAAUAUGCCAGUGGGGGUGAAGUGUUUGAUUACUUAGUUGCCCAUGGAAGAAUGAAGGAGAAAGAGGCCCGUGCAAAAUUUAGACAGAUUGUGUCUGCAGUACAAUAUUGUCAUCAAAAGUGUAUUGUACAUCGUGAUCUCAAGGCAGAAAAUCUUCUUCUUGAUGCUGACAUGAACAUUAAAAUUGCUGACUUUGGUUUUAGUAAUGAAUUUACAAUUGGAAACAAAUUAGAUACAUUUUGUGGCAGUCCUCCCUAUGCAGCUCCUGAACUUUUCCAAGGAAAGAAAUAUGAUGGCCCUGAAGUAGAUGUAUGGAGUCUUGGUGUCAUUUUGUACACAUUAGUCAGCGGAUCAUUGCCAUUUGAUGGUCAGAACCUAAAGGAACUACGGGAGCGAGUCUUACGAGGGAAGUAUCGUAUUCCUUUCUAUAUGUCUACAGACUGUGAAAAUCUUCUGAAAAAAUUAUUAGUACUGAAUCCAAUAAAAAGAGGCAGCUUGGAACAAAUAAUGAAAGAUCGAUGGAUGAAUGUUGGUCAUGAAGAAGAAGAACUAAAGCCAUAUACUGAGCCUGAACCAGAUUUCAAUGACACAAAAAGAAUAGACAUUAUGGUAACAAUGGGUUUUUCGAGGGAUGAAAUAAAUGUAUCCUUAAUAAACCAGAAAUAUGAUGAAGUCAUGGCCACGUAUCUACUUCUGGGCAGAAAACCACCUGACUUUGAAGGCAGUGAAUCUUUGUCCAGUGGUAACUUGUGUCAGCGGUCUCGACCCAGCAGUGACCUAAACAACAGUUCUAUGCAAUCCCCUGCUCAUCUGAAGGUCCAGAGGAGUAUAUCAGCAAAUCAGAAACAGAGGCGUUUCAGUGAUCAUGUUGGUCCGACAAUUCCUGCUGCUGUGUCGUACACCAAAAGGGCUCAGGCAAACAGUGCGGAAAGUGAGCAAAAAGAGGAGUGGGACAAAGAUGUAUCUCAUAAACUUGGCAGCACUAUAGUUGGAUCCAAAGCAGAGAUGACAGCAAGUCCUCUUGUAGGACCCGAAAGAAAAAAAUCUUCUACUAUGCCAAGUAACAAUGCUUUUUCUGGAACUGGUAUGACAAGAAGGAAUACAUAUGUUUGUGAAAGGACUACAGAUCGCUAUUCUGCAAUACAGAAUGGGAAAGACAGCAGUCUGACAGAAAUGUCUGCGAGUAGCACAUCUUCUGCAGGCUCUGCCAUCACUUCUGCUGCACCAUCUACUCGGCCUCGACACCAGAAGUCUAUGUCUGCCUCUGGCCACCCUAUAAAAGUCACAUUGCCAACCAUCAAAGAUGGCACUGACUAUCGACCAGGUACAACUCAGAGAGUUCCUGCUGCUUCCCCAUCUGCUCAUAGUAUUAGUGCUACUACACCAGACCGAACCCGUUUUCCUCGUGGGAGUUCAAGUCGAAGUACUUUUCAUGGUGAACAGCUCCGGGAACGACGUAAUGCUACUUAUAAUGGACCACCUGCUUCACCAUCACAUGAAACUGGUACAUUUUCACAUGCCAGAAGGGGGACAUCAACUGGUAUAAUAAGCAAAAUAACUUCCAAGUUUGUUCGAAGGGAUCCAAGUGAAGGCGAAGCCAGUGGCAGAACUGACACCUCAAGAAGUACUUCUGGAGAACCAAAAGAAAGAGAAAAAGAGGAUAGUAAAGAUUCCAAGCCACGUUCUUUACGGUUCACUUGGAGUAUGAAGACCACUAGUUCUAUGGACCCCAAUGAUAUGAUGAGAGAGAUCCGAAAAGUGUUGGAUGCAAAUAACUGUGAUUAUGAACAAAAAGAGAAGUUUUUGCUCUUCUGUGUACACGGAGAUGCCAGACAAGAUAGCCUUGUUCAGUGGGAGAUGGAAGUCUGCAAGUUGCCACGCUUGUCACUAAAUGGGGUACGCUUCAAAAGAAUAUCUGGGACUUCAAUUGCAUUUAAGAACAUUGCAUCCAAAAUUGCAAAUGAGCUUAAACUGUAAAGAAAACUAAAUUUACAGGAUCAGGGAAGAUACAUACAUGAUCUACAACUUGUGAAUGUACUGAUAAUGCCUAAUGUGAUUGGCCUGUGAAACUCCCCCUGUAGAAAUUGCCCUUAUUGCAAUAAGGUUAUACAUAGUUAUGAACUGUAAAAUUAAAGUCAGUAUGAAUUAUAUUAAAUAACUGUAGCUAAAAACAUUAUGUUCACAUGUACAGGUAAGUCAAUUGAGUAUUCUGUUCAUUUUAUGUUCAUAGAAUUGUAUAAUAAAAAAAGAUAAUUGCUUAAUAAAGAUCUUGUAUAGUUGUCUA
Molecule: messenger RNA, 2707 nt
Organism: Gracilinanus agilis (Agile Gracile Mouse Opossum)
Lineage: Eukaryota; Metazoa; Chordata; Mammalia; Didelphimorphia; Didelphidae
Gene: MARK1
Product: microtubule affinity regulating kinase 1
Exons: 18
Coding region: 16-2400 (794 amino acids)
Biological process (GO): protein phosphorylation; intracellular signal transduction; microtubule cytoskeleton organization
Cellular component (GO): cytoplasm
Molecular function (GO): protein serine/threonine kinase activity; ATP binding; tau-protein kinase activity
Source: RefSeq, a predicted model, not a curated record